AUGAUGCGCCCACGGCCCGCGUCUUCCCUGCAGAAGACCUACGACGAGUGUUAUCUGGCAUGUUCCACCGCGGUAUACUUUGAAGGUCAGAACAACGAAGAAGAAGCAUUGCGGUCCUGGCGAUCCGCUCUCGACACUAUCUACCAUCACAAUGCUCGGCGUGUACCAUCGAACUAUACUCCGAAAUCCGAAACCGAAAAAGCCCUGCAGGACUCCAUCCGGGCGCUAGAAGUUCAAUGCCGAGAACGGGUCGAUCUAUUGGGGGCCCUCCGAGCUAGUAGAAAGGAAUCCGCAGAGGCUAAUGGCAUCGGUAAAGAGAGCGCUACUCUCGUGAAGGGGAAAUCUGUCACCAGCGCACCGCCGCCAUCCUCGUCCAACCUUCCCGGCUGGAUCGGAGAUGGAACAAUCCCUGCCGUCGGCUAUACCGACCUUUCCAAACCCGCUGCGAUACCCGGCCGAUUUGCGCUGCCGACAAAACAAAGCUACGAGUCGCCGCCACUGUAUGAUGAUGCCGGCCCUGCGAAUUUGUCUGCGGCUGGUGCGCCUGCACUACGAGUGAACUCUAAUUCUUCGGGCAAAACCAAAUCGCGUGGCUCCAGUCCCGAGCGACGAAAGCCCAUGCUGACAACACUACGCAGCAGCGAUGGUAAGAAGAACGGCAAGAAGGUGAAGAUCCCAUCAAAGAAAAAGGAGACACGGCCUGCCGCCUCUACGGCAGCGGGUCUAGCAUGGGGUAGCAUAUAUCGCUCUGCAUCGGGUGAGAAGCCUCUGAGUGACGCAGCCGCAGCAUCUUCCCGGGCAAGUACCAACAACGGCUCUAUUCAUCGUCGAGAUCCAGAACCAAGAACCAGUUCUGGGGAUGAACCGCGGCCAACAAAAUCUCGCACUUCCCGAGACCUAACUGCGGACCGAAUCCCUGCUGCCCACUGGCGAGAGCCUCUUCGUUCGUCUCCAAAAAGGACAUCACCCAAACCGCCCACACAGCAAUCGCCGCGCCAGCCUCAACCUCCACUUCACAGCCCUAAACUACCGCCACCAUCCCCAAUGUCUAUGCCAGACCCGGCCGAUUUUGCAACACCACCCAAGCCAUCCAUCAAACCAAAGCCUGUUGCUUUACGGUCUUCUCAACCACCGUCAAGCCAUCCAAUGCAGAGUACCAAAUCUGAGCAGACUUCACGGACGACGACUCCCCGACUUGAUCGGCAAGCAAGUUCUUCAAAUGACAAACCACGAACGAAGUCUGCGCCCAGAAUCCCUAGAAUUGGCGAAUCAUCUCGUGUUUCUCCAUCAUCUGGUAGUGGUGAUGAUUUCAACCGUAGUGUCGAUCGACUGGCUAUCUCACAAAGGAACAGUGAUAAUGCAACAAGGCGAAAGCCUCCACCCCUUAUACGGCGGGAGACACCACCAUCAAGCGACCAUGAAUUCUCAGAUCAGCAAUCUUCGGCCAGCGGGGCAGAGGAUGAAAUGGAUGAAGACGACCAGGACAUCAACAAAAUUUUGGAAAAGUUGCCGAAGGGCGUGGACCUCCAGUCAGCAAAGCAAAUUCUGAAUGACAUUGUAGUGCGCGGCGAUGAAGUGCACUGGGAUGAUAUCGCCGGCUUAGAAGGGGCCAAAAAGGCUCUGAAAGAAGCAGUGGUCUACCCAUUCCUUCGCCCCGAUCUCUUCUCUGGUUUACGUGAACCAGCUCGUGGAAUGCUACUGUUCGGUCCCCCAGGCACAGGCAAAACUAUGCUGGCACGAGCAGUAGCGACAGAGUCAAAGUCAACCUUCUUCUCUGUUUCAGCAUCAAGCCUCACAUCAAAAUGGCAUGGUGAAAGCGAGAAGCUCGUGCGCGCCCUGUUCGGUCUUGCCAAAGCUCUCGCUCCGUCUAUCAUUUUCGUCGAUGAGAUCGACUCUCUCCUCUCUGCUCGGUCUUCUGGCUCGGAACAUGAGGCCUCCCGUCGCUCAAAAACCGAGUUCUUGGUCCAAUGGUCUGACCUCCAGCGCGCAGCUGCUGGCCGCGAACAAACAAGUCGCGAGAAAAAGGAAGGCGAUGCCAGUCGUGUGUUGGUUCUAGCUGCUACCAAUAUGCCUUGGGAUAUUGACGAAGCUGCCCGCCGCCGGUUUGUCCGUCGCCAGUACAUCCCCUUGCCGGAGCAACAUGUCCGCGAGCAGCAACUCCGCAAACUCAUAGGUCAUCAACAUCAUGAGCUGAAUGAUGCUGAUAUCCAAGUUCUGGUACAUGUAACCGAAGGCUUCUCCGGUUCAGAUAUAACAGCCCUAGCCAAAGACGCCGCCAUGGGCCCCCUGCGCAACUUGGGCGAGGCCCUUCUUCACACUCCCAUGGAUCAAAUUCGUGCCAUUAAAUUCCAGGACUUCGAAGCAAGUUUGUAUUCCAUUCGGCCUAGUGUAUCCCCCGACGGGCUGAAGAAAUAUGAGGAUUGGGCAAGAGAAUUCGGCGAGAGAGGUGGGUAG
Messenger RNA from Penicillium soppii, 2454 nucleotides. RefSeq lists its product as uncharacterized. The transcript has 3 exons. The record is from RefSeq and is a predicted model, not a curated record. Bases 1 to 2454 code for a protein of 817 amino acids. Gene Ontology annotation, molecular function: ATP hydrolysis activity; ATP binding. NCBI's taxonomy places the organism in Eukaryota, Fungi, Ascomycota, Eurotiomycetes, Eurotiales, Aspergillaceae.